Spodoptera exigua (beet armyworm) is the source of this 3570-nucleotide messenger RNA. The record is from the annotation of a GenBank genome assembly. Lineage: Eukaryota; Metazoa; Arthropoda; Insecta; Lepidoptera; Noctuidae.
AUGAUAUCUCUGCGAUUUCCUUGUCGGGAAUAAAGUAAAUCUCCAAUUUACGUCUGUUACGGGUCAACCGGUGCUUUUUAUUUAGGAUAUUGUUAUUACAGUUAUUUACAUUGCCGCUGUCUGUGAGUGAGUCAGCGUCAACCUUGUAAAUCUUCCAUAACGACACUAGAAAUUGAUCCAUCGGACGUACCAUUACAUUUUGGUGGUCUAAAUUGCUAAUUUACUUGUAAAUAUGACUGAAGCAUCACCGGACGAACCCAGUCCUAAUCGCAAGGACUUUAUUUGCGGGGUUGUUGAAGGCUUUUACGGACGACCGUGGACUACGGAACAAAGGAAAGACUUGUUUCAAAAACUCAAAAAAUGGGGUAUGGACAUGUACGUCUACGCUCCAAAGGACGAUUACAAGCACCGGGCGUACUGGAGAGAGUUGUACACUGUGGAGGAGGCUGAACAUCUGACGUCACUCAUAUCCGCUGCGAAGGCUCAGGGCAUCAUAUUCUGUUACGCACUGUCUCCGGGACUGGAUAUAACAUAUAGUAGUCAGAAGGAAAUUACUACUUUGAAAAGGAAAUUGGAACAGGUCUCCCAAUUUGGCUGCACAUGCUUUGCUCUCCUCUUCGAUGACAUUGAGCCGGAGAUGAGUGAGGCAGAUAAACAGAUCUUCCAGAGCUUUGCACAUGCUCAAGUGUCAGUAACGAAUGAGAUCCACCAGCACCUCGGCUGCCCCCGCUUCCUGCUGUGCCCGACGCAGUACUGCUCGACGCGCGCCGUCCCCACUGUCAACAGCUCCGAGUAUCUGAAUACGCUCGGCACUAAACUCUCACAGCAGAUCGAUAUUAUGUGGACUGGUCCCAAGGUGAUAUCGAAAGUCCUAACGACGGAAGCCAUAGAGGAGAUCACUCAAGUCUUACGACGCCCACCUGUCAUCUGGGACAAUCUACACGCCAACGAUUAUGACCAGAAACGAAUCUUUUUGGGUCCAUAUUGCGGUCGUUCCCCCGAAUUGAUCCCACUACUCCGCGGUGUGCUGACGAACCCGAACUGCGAGUACAACGCCAACAUGAUCCCGAUCUGGACGCUCGCUCAUUGGGCCAGCUGCAGCCUGGAUGCGCCUGCGCAUAUGGAAGCGGUUUCCUGGGACAUAAAGUUAGAGCGAGAGAGCGAGCAAGGUGUCUGUGAAGACGAAGCACCUCUCACUCUAGGCAAGCACGUGUAUCAUCAUCGACAAGCGCUGAGACAAGCUAUCAACGAAUGGCUGCCUGAGUUUUCUAUUCCGAAGUCUGCUCAAGGUCCCGUGAUUAAGCCCCAGCCAACCAUCACAGUUCCACCUGUGCCAAUCAUCCCGAUCCUGCCGUCAGUGAACACGUGCAUGUCCCUAGUGACGGCAACUAGCAACACGUCGACGACGAGCACGGCCGACAUGGCGCCCGCCAUACCCACCGUCAAUACUUCGCAGCUACAGGCACUCGCUGAUGGAUGUUCCGCAUCUAAUGAUAAUCGACCUAUACUGUCCACUAGGGUAUCACCAAUCGAAACCUUCAACCCUGUACCGAACCCAGUAAUGAACUCUCUAGUAUCCCCAACCAAAGUCAUCCUAAACGAGUCCAUCCCCAAUCCAAUAAUCCCCAUUGCAAGUUCCAACAUAUCAUUACCAUCCGAAAUCCCAGUUUCAACUCUCCCCGUCCCAAUUUUAGGUCUGAAAGCCUUGGAAGGGAAUGAAAAUAAAAAUAAUCACGAAAUGGAUAAAUCUGAUAAUGGUAAUGAUACUCUCUUAACGGAUAGUAUACUGGAGGGUAGUUUUGAAAUGAAGAAGGAAAAAGAGGGAGAGGAUGGUGAUCAGAUCAUUGUUGAUGACGUUGAUCCUGCUGCGGAACAGAGGAAUGGAGAAAUGAGUGUCGGUGAUACACCUCAAACGUUAAGUCCGAGUCGUCCUUCGAACACGGAGAUCGGUGUGGAACCGCUCGACGUGGACCCUCCGUCUACUGCCGCCACCGACCCUGACGUCAUCAUGAACGAUGGAAUGAGUGAGAAUGGGUCGAUGCAAGUGGAACCGAGCCACAGUCCGCUUAGUACGGACAUGAUGGUGGAACCUGCCGAGCCAGCGGAAACUGUUGACGAGCCCGUGGACAACGAAGAUCCUUCAAUAGAUCCCAACGCUUUGGUAGCGGAUGAUCUGCUGUUAUUAUGUGAUCUCUUCUAUUUGCCAUUUGAACAUGGAUCACGUGGUCUAAGACUAUUACACGACUUCAACUGGCUGACUACACACGCGGCGAGCUUACUGCCUAGAGGAAAUAAGCCAGAGACGAGUGAAUGGCGGCGACGACGAAGUAGGUUCGCGUGGUGGGUAUGCCGCACCCGGCGACUGGCGCGGCGAUUGGCGGCGGCACGCAACCAAGAGCUGCAUGCAGAACUGCAGCCCUACGUUUGGGAACUUUGCGCUGUACUUGCGCUACUCGACGGGUUCCUGCGCUGGCUUGAACUCGGCAAAUACCCUCAAAACAUAGCGAAUAAUACCCAAGGAUCAUACACAUGGUUCUCGAAAGGCUGGCGUGAGGCGUUCGAAAGCGGCUCCCAAGAGCCUUGGGUGUUCCGAGGCGGACUCACAGCGGAUUUACGAAGAUUGUUACCUGUGGAGUGUACUAGCGAUGCUUUGAGGACAUUGCCUCCUCCAACUAUCCUCCCAUUGACUAUAAGGCCGUAUUCUGCUGCUGAUGAAGAAGCGGUAUGCGCGAUAUGCCACAAGACAUGUCGCGACGGGUCUGACUGCAGCGACCUUUUCCCCAGCGACCUGCAAACGUUGCCGGCCGAUAGGCUAGUAGCACCAUUCCUGACGCUGUACCCAGAGUUGUGCAUGGUGAUAGAGGACGAUGAGGAGUGCGUGCCGCAGGAGGUAGAUCCCUCCGGAGACGAUGACGACAAACGAACCUCUGAAUCAAGACUUAACGGCGUCAAACCCGAGAUAGUGGGGUACGCGUGCGCAGUACUGAACAGCAAAGAGUUCUACAAGCGACAGGAGAUCGCCUGGAUACCCGAGAUGUGUAACAAGUACCCGGAACAACUCACCGAGAGACAGGACCUCAGUCAGGCAGCCAAGGAGUGCGUCCGCCAUUUCCACCAGUUCGGGUCGGCGUGCGUCGCGCCCGACAGUGUGUCGCGCGCGCACCCCGCGCUGCUGACGUGCUGCGUGCUGCGCGCCUGCCGCGACCCGCUGGCGCCCGCGCGCCUGCUCACCUGUGUACUGGCCGCGCUGCGGGCGCACGGGGCUAGCGGCGUUCACGCGUGUAUUAACGCGACCGACCACUACCUACACCAGUUCUACAGCAAGCUGGGCUUCGUGGAGCUGCACCGCGGUACGGCGGGCCGCCUGUACCUGGCGCGCGCCUUCUAGCGCCCGCCCCGCCGACACCGCCGACGGAGGCACCAUACCUACCUACCCUACACACACUAUCCACCAUUACAUUACCGGUAUUAAUUGCCUUUUUUACUUUAACAUUAUUUUCCUCAUAAGAAAAACAAUAAUUGUAAAACUUAUUCUCUUAAGAUCACAUGAAAAAUCAAAUGCACUAUAUU